This is a messenger RNA of Gambusia affinis (western mosquitofish), 4697 nucleotides long. RefSeq names its product myelin-oligodendrocyte glycoprotein-like. Gene Ontology annotation, cellular component: external side of plasma membrane. Bases 296 to 895 code for a protein of 199 amino acids. The transcript has 6 exons. Lineage: Eukaryota; Metazoa; Chordata; Actinopteri; Cyprinodontiformes; Poeciliidae. The record is from RefSeq and is a predicted model, not a curated record. Gene Ontology annotation, biological process: cell surface receptor signaling pathway; negative regulation of T cell proliferation; immune response.
UAAAUUUCCCAAAGGCUUGAUGGAUCCACAAAGUUUGGUGAGUUUUCCGAUAUAGUAACAUCAUAUCAACUAAAGGUUAAGACUGUUGAUGGGUAGGGUGUCCUAACUUUUUCUCCAGUAGGAUAUCAGUUUUUGUUAUUUUUUAAACAUGAGUAAUUUUACUGAGGUAAAUAAAAAAUGAGUAGAUAUACAUUUGUAAGCAAAUAAAAGCACAUUUAUUUUGAAAAACCUUUAUUAAUGGGAUAGCUACAUGUUUUUUUACAAUUGUAAAGAUCCUACAAGAGAAUAAGUAUGAAUGUUAACUGAACAACAAACAGGAAUAUUAGUGUUGAUUAUUUUUAAUCUUUGUUUAUUCUUCCAAUUCAAGGGGAGGUGGUCGGUCAUGAGCCGAUACAUGCAAAGCCAAGCUGAAAAGGAUGAAACUUCAGAUCCAAAGUACCAGAACCGAACCUCUAUGUUCCAUGAUGAGUUUAAAAAAGGCAACAUUUCCCUCAAACUGACCAACGUAAGCAAAGAGGAUGGAGGGAAUUAUACUUGCUUUGUUCCCAAACUGCAAAGUCAAGUCAGGAAGGGGAACGUUACUCUAUACGUUGGUGAAAAUGGAGCCCCAGACAUCGUGAUUGGUCCUGAAGGACCUGAUGGUGGAGUUAAUGUUGGUUGGGUUGUUGUUGUUGUUGUUGGUGGUUUUGUAUUACUCAUCCUCAUCUUCAUCACAAUCUGUGUUGUUCGUCGCCCCAGAGAUUCUCAACGCUGGAGCAACAACUCUCGAAAUGAAGAAGUGAGAAAUGAUGGAGAGAUGGAAACAGAACAAUUCCAGAAUCACAGAGGAAACAGUAACCAAGGAGACGAAGCUGAACCUUUACAGAACCAGGAAGAACCAAAUCAAAGUGUGUGAAUCAUCCAUCCUGAUCUGAAAUCUCUUCAACUUGUUGGUAUAAAAACUGGUAGAACUGUGAAUAAUAACAAAAAACUGUGUGAAUUAAAACCAAAAGCAAGUCCUUCAUAUUAGAUCAAAGAUUUAAUUAUUUUAUUUUUAGAUUAAAAAGGAUGAAGAAUCAUGUUAAUUAAAAAAGAACAUUUUAAGUCCAUAAAUGUUUCUGUAGUUUAGAGUUUCUUAUUCAACUUUUGAAAACGGAUUUUUCUUGAAAAGUAUUUUUAAUAGAUAUAAAAGUUGACAGAUUUGAUCCCCAGUUUGAUCCUAAAAAAGGUUUUUAAUUUAAUUUUUCUCAGUGAAUCUUAAUUUUAAUGCUCUUGUUACAUAAAUAACCAAAUAUUUAUGGAUUUUAUUAUAACUUGUUGUCUAGUUUUUUUAAUUUAUGAAUCAGCAGUAAAUUCAUUAGUUCACCUUUUCUACAACAUCCAGCCCCCAGUAGUGAUGUAUAUUUAUUAUUCCCUCCUUAAAACAGAAACCUUAAAAAAUGUGCAAAAAAGAAUAUUUUGAUAUUAUAUUUUUAUAAACAUCCUUGUAGUUACAUUAUGUCAGAUUGUUAUUAAAAUAUGUUCUCAGGGGUUAUUUAUUAACAUAGAUAAUUAUAAAUUGAUCGAUUACUUUGAAAAUUGACCCAACAGAUUGAAUAUUAACUUUAUCUUGUAAAUCAGCUGCAGUAACUUUUUCAUUUCAGACUCUCAGAUUGAAGAAGGUAGAGAAGUUUUGUUGAUGAAUGUUUUAUGAUCUGGUCAGAGUAAAGAUUGUUUAUAAUUAACUUUGCCACUUGAUUGGUGAUGAGUCACCAUGGAAACACAAACCAUACAAACACAAGAUAUAGAAAUAUAUAUAUAUAUAGAUCUAUAUAUAGAUAUAGAUAUCUAUAUAUAUAUAAGAUCAGAACAUAAAGAAAUGUCUCUUAUUUCUGGAGGUUUAGAGCUGUUCUUCUUUAAUCUGGUCCUGGUAAAUUAAUCAUCUGUUCAUUUGAUCAGAUAUAUGAAAGACAACGAGUCCAAAGGUCAAAGGUUGAGAAACGAUGAUUUAUGGUGAAGUGAAUCAAACUCUUCAGGUUUCCAGAGUCUCUUAUCUUUGUCUAACUUUGGUCCAGUGAUCUGCACACAUUGAGAAAAAUCCAUUUGACAUUUAUACUUUCAAACCGAUGAGCCUUUUUUAAAUUAAUCAUCUUGAACUGAGCCUGGCUUCAUAUUGAUGUUUAAUGUAGGAAUAAAUGUCUGCUGCAAAGUUAAAGACUGUGAAUAAAACGGUGAUAUUUAUACUUUAUACUAACAUCUCAGAAAUCAAAUGGCUCUUAUUUUAAAAAUCAGGUUUUUCAAUUAACCAACAUCUAAAUCCAAUAUGGCGGCUCUCCAGGGUUACCAACUCAAAUCUUUCUGGAGAGAUUGAAGUUGUUCGUCUGUUUUACACAGUGAAUGAAUAAAUGAAUAAAAGGACAAUUCAUUUUCAAUAGCUGCAUAAUUAUAAUAGAAACUGUAAAAACUUUUCAAUGCAGGAUUUUUUUUAAACAACUUAAAAACAAAAACAAACAAAAUACUUUCUACAAAGUGAAGGUUUUGGGGCCUGAAUUAAAAGGUUUUUGUUCGAACCAAGUUAUUAUUAAAAAGCCAUUUUUAUAGUAAGAGGCAUGUUUUGUUCUUUUGUUGACUUUUGUAAAUAUUAUAUAUUAUUUCUAUCAGAAUCUGAUAUUUUUAUUUUGUCUGGUGAAGUUUUACUUUGCAACUCAAAGUAAAACUGGAGGGAGACAUCUAGUGGUUAAAUCAGAGUAUUACUCUGAUAAAUCACGAGUCUUUAUUGGGAUGUUGAUGCCAAAUUUAAUAGAAAAUGUGAAACAUGAUUGUGUUCAGAUCUACAGAUCUGUUUAUCUUCUAGUUGGAAGUUGUUCAUUUAUCCUAAACAAUAUUAAACUGCUGUUGUCACAUUAAAUAUGUAAAAAGUCAAACUUUAUAGUUAUUAUGAUUAUUAUAAUCAACAUUAUUACAACAUUAUUCAAAGUUCUAAACAAUAAAGAGUUUAAAACAAAUCAGAUCAAACAGUUAAAACACAAAGAAACUCAAUAAAAUAAAACAGGGUGAAUAUAAAUAACUUUAAUUUAACCUUAGAAUCAUUCAAAGAACAUUCUUGUCUGAUGUCUUAAAAUCAAACUGUUCCUCAUGAUGAUGAGGCACAAAAGGAGAAAACAUUCUCCAGACGGUUUCUUCUGGUUUUAGAGUUUUUAAAAGGUCAGAGUUUGUAAAAGGUCAGAGUUUAUCAAAGGUCAGAGUUUAUCAAAGGUCAUUGUCUGGAGAUGGGAGAACAUGAGACAUAAAACUACAGAAGAUCAGGAAACUUUAAAUCUUGUAAAUAAACAGCAAAACAUCAAAGUUUGUUUGAACUUAAAGCAACCAGUGAAAAUAUUACAGAAGCAGAAAUGUGAACAUAUUUCCAGGUUUUGGUAAAAAUGUUAUCAGCCACAUUUUGAAUCAUCUGCAGAUCAUAAAACUUUUCCUCAGUAACCAGAAAGCAGAACAUUACAGUAAACGAUGCAUGAAAACACAAAUGGAUGAAUAAAAACCUCUUCAGAUCCACCACUGCAUUAUUAAAUGAUAAAACUUUUAAAUUCACCAAAAACAUUUAAGUUUAGAGAUGAUCAAAGCUGCUCCUUGUUAACUCUUCAAUGAGAAGGAUUGAACCUCACAACCAAAUUAUUGACCUUAUUACUGCAUUUAUGACAAUUUUUAAAGUAACAUUUUGGAACAAGUGAAGUUUCUGAGCUGCAACCUGAUUGCAGAUAAACAAGAUAAAACAAGUCAACAGUUUUUAUAUAUUAAAGUCACAAACCUGCAGAUCAUCAGAUCAACAUUAAAGAUGCACAGAAGAAAAUUAUUAGAUUUAUUAAUAUGUAGAAACCUGUUUGUGGAUAAACUCUAAACUCCAUCUCUAGUUUUAGCAGAUUCUCAACUCAGGGAGAAACUUUCAGAGAUUAAUGCAGGUCAUAUACUGAGUAUGUUUACAUUUGAAUAUUGUUUAUGUUUGUAGGUUUUACCAGCAAACAAUAAAACUGUCUUUAAAUCCUGAGAUGAACUAAAUAAACUGUCUUGAUGAGCAGCUAUAAAACAGCUGAAACACUUUAUCUCUGUUAAGAGCUGCUUUGGAAACAUUACAAAUAAAAUGAUUAAAUGUUAAAAUGUAACGUUUCCAUUGUUGACUGUUUUUGUACUUUUGUGUUUUUAUGAGGAAAAGCAGCUUGAAAUGCUUUGAUGAUGAAGUUUAUUCCAACUAUAUAAAUAAACUUGAUGGAUCAUUUUAUGAUAGGUUAGUAGGUUGAGAUUGUUUGUUAUGUUUGAGUUAAAUAUCUGAUAUUUAAAUAUCUGGUGUAUUUCUGGUGAAGUCAUGAUUUGGGGAGACAAACAAAUAAAUAAUAAACAAAUAAAUAAUAAACAAAUAAAUAAUAAAGACAAAGACAGUGGAUGCUGGUCAAGACAAUUAUUGGGAUUUUUAGGGAGAUUUUCACUUUCUUCAUAUUAUUUAAAAUAUGAAGAAUUAGUUUAAAUAAUAAUGAGAUUGAAUAGAGGUUCGAAACAAACUGUGAGUUGGUGAUUAAACUGAAAUGUCACAUUACUAGUAAACAUGCUCCACUAAACCAAAGAAAUUAGACAAAUUAUUUUUUGUGUGUUUCAUUCUUUGUUUUUGUUUAGAGCAUCAAUAAAUGUUUUUUAUGUUUAAUGUGAACUGAUGUUAAACUUUGACUCUUGUUAAUAAAAACCCUUUAAAUCAU